This is a messenger RNA of Bemisia tabaci, 4984 nucleotides long. RefSeq names its product probable phosphorylase b kinase regulatory subunit alpha. Gene Ontology annotation, biological process: glycogen metabolic process. Gene Ontology annotation, molecular function: calmodulin binding. NCBI's taxonomy places the organism in Eukaryota, Metazoa, Arthropoda, Insecta, Hemiptera, Aleyrodidae. The record is from RefSeq and is a predicted model, not a curated record. Gene Ontology annotation, cellular component: phosphorylase kinase complex.
GUUUGCUUUGAACUUGCUACUUGGCCAUGGUUCUAGCAAUUUUUGUUUCCUUUGUAUAAAAUUAUUUUUAGUGAGUACCUCUUACAAUCUCCUUUAUUUUUCAGAUAAUCUUAAGCUGUCUUUGUAAUCAAGUUUGAUCAUUUUUUUCGUCAAUGAUCUCAUUGCUCGGUGGAAACAAUUUAUGAACGAAGGCUGCCAUGCCUCACAUUUCAUGAUUUUUCUCAUCAAGCUCCACGGUCAAUCCCUCUCAAAUCAAAGCUAAAUUGGAGGUUCCAAGAUGAGAACUAGGACAAAUUCAGGUGUUCAUUUAGAUUACUACCAACGCAUAGUACACAAGAUCAUUUUAAAUCAUCAGAAUCCAGUCACUGGCUUAUUUCCUGCUAGCCCUGAAAAUGAUCAUGCUUGGAUAAGGGAUAAUGUUUACACCAUUCUGGCAGUGUGGGGCCUGUCAAUGGCUUACAAAAAAAUUGCAGAUGCUGAUGAAGAUAGAGCAAGAAUUUAUGAACUUGAGCAGAGCUGUGUCAAGUUGAUGCGUGGGCUUCUGAUGGCUAUGAUGCGUCAGAAGGACAAAAUUGAGAAAUUUAAAACCAGUCAGAAUCCUCUAGAUGCUUUACAUGCCAAAUACAGUUCCGUCACUGGCCUGUCUGUUGUUGCGGACUGGGAAUGGGGUCAUCUUCAAAUUGACGCCAUUUCCCUCUACCUUUUAAUCUUGGCUCAAAUGACAGCAUCUGGUCUUCAAAUUAUUUUCAAUUUGGAUGAGGUGGCUCUUAUACAAAAUUUAGUAUUUUACAUCGAAUCUGCAUACUGUACCCCGGACUACGGAAUAUGGGAAAGAGGUGACAAAUCAAACCAUGGUCUACCAGAACUGAAUGCCAGCUCAAUUGGAAUGGCCAAAGCAGCACUAGAAGCAAUGAAUGAGUUGGAUUUAUUUGGCGCAAGAGGAGGACCUUCGUCUACAAUUCAUAUCCUUGCUGAUGAGGCACAAAAGUGUCAAGCUGUUCUGCAGUCCAUGUUGCCUCGAGAAUCAAGCUCCAAAGAGCUGGACAGUGGCCUACUUGCUGUCAUUAGUUUUCCUGCUUUUGCCUGUGAUGAUCCCAAUUUAAUUGAUGUCUCCCUAAGUGCAAUUAUAACAAAGUUGGAAGGAAAGUAUGGCUGCAAAAGAUUCCUACGUGAUGGUUACAGGACACCGCGGGAGGACCCCAAUCGUUUACAUUAUGAUCCUCUCGAAUUACGAAUGUUCGAAAAUAUUGAAUGUGAAUGGCCUCUCUUCUUUUGUUACUUGAUCUUGAGUUAUAUUUUUCAAGGAAACAAAGACACAGCUUUGGAUUAUUUGGAAAAACUGGAACAGAUUUUGGUCAAAGAUGAAGCGAAUGGCAUCUAUCUAGUACCUGAAUUAUAUGCUGUCCCAGGAGACAAAGUUGAUGCAGAAUGUGAAAACCCUGGCUCUCAAAUGCGCAUAGGACUGGGAAGGUGUCCUUUCUUAUGGGCGCAGUCUUUGUUCAUCAUCGGGAAAUUACUUCUUGAUGGUUUUCUGGCAGUCGGAGAGUUGGAUCCAUUGAACAGAAGACUUUGUUCCGAAAAGAAACCUGAUGUUGUGGUCCAAGUGGUCAUUCUAGCAGAAGAUAAUGACAUCCGGGAUAAAUUAGCUGCGUAUGACAUAGCCGUUGAAACAAUAGCUGAAGUUGCCCCAAUUGAAGUCCAACCAGCACGCGUCCUUAGUCAUCUUUACACAUAUUUAGGUCGCAAUGAGAAACUGGGUCUAUCAGGGAGAAAGUCUCGUGACGUAGGUAUCUUAAGUACAAGUAAACUCUACUCACUGCAAGAUAGAAUUUUUGCGUUCACUCCGCAGACUCUAGAUUUUGAACAGUAUUACAUGGGGAAUGAUGUAGCUCUUCUUGCGAAUAAUGUCAUGAUGGAUCUGUCUUUUCUGACCAUGAACUGGAAACAAAUGCUCGGUAGACCAACAUAUACCAUCAUAGCUUCUAGCAAUUUCAUAGACGAAGGAAAAAUACCUUUAGCCAUGAUCACCACUAUGAAGAAAUUGAAAAGCGGUUACAUCAAUGGAACAAGGGUAACUCUGGGAAACCUAAAUGAUUUCUUAAGUACAUCAUGCAUCACAAAUUUAAGCUUCCUUGGAAGUCAAGAGGAUGGCAUGCCUGAUAGACUGAAUCUACAAGUGGAGCAGUAUUUAGAAGAGCAUCUUCUGAAAUGCAUGAGUAGCAAGUCAUCUCUUCUCAAUUGUCGCGCUGCCCAGAACUCAAAAUCUUUAAAACGUAGAAUGUCUGUGAAAGGCGCUAUCAAGAAAACCAGAUCAAUUAUAGCUGCAGAUUCUGAAGGCACAGAUGGUCGUAGGUCUUCAACACAACUGCCUCCCUCUCCUCAAGCACUAGGACCUCCCGAAGUAUUCCAUCCUUUGUUCCCUCCACGUAGUCCAUCACCAGAGGAUGUUGCUCCACUGUGGAAACAGCUCCGUUCUCCGAGAUUUUUUUCAAAACUUUUAUUAGAUCAGUCUGAAUCUCACGUUCCGUAUGAGAAUGGAUGUUAUAUUGAAAGUAGAAGCAGACACAGGUAUCCAUCUGAAACUCAGUAUGCUGACACUGAGGUAGAGGAACUUUUAUCAAUGCUGAAAGAAUGUGAAAAUUUAGAGGAGCAAGGGGAUAUUCUACAGUACUUGGUUGAUAAACAAGGUCUCAUGUUUGAUACAGGAAUGACAGAGAAUGGCAAAGCUGUCACUGUGAAGGAUUUAUUAAAGAGCCUGUAUGAAAAAGCAUGUCAGCAGAAGUUAUGGGGGCUCGUGAGACAUACCUCUGGUAUGCUCGGAAAAAGAGUCGAGGACUUGGCCAAAGCUGUCACAGAUCUUCUAGUCCGGCAAAAACAGGUAACAGUUGGAAUGCCGCCAAAUAAUGAACAUACUAUCACAGCACCACUCCCAGAAAAUGAGCUACGUCAACUAAUUCAUCAAGCAUAUGGUGAUGAUGAGAGUUCUGCCAUGCUGACACAGGAAUUAUUGGUGUAUCUGGCAAUGUUUAUCAGAACAGAACCGCUUUUAUUCCAAGAAAUGUUGCGACUUCGAGUUGGACUCAUCAUUCAGGUCAUGGCUGCAGAAUUAUCAAGAACCCUGAUUUGCUCAGGAGAGGAUGCCUCCGAACAUCUGCUUAACUUGUCACCUUUUGAGAUGAAAAAUUUAUUACACCAUAUUAUGAGUGGGAAAGAAUUUGCUAUCAGCAGUGUUGGGCGAGGCAACUUUUCUGUAAUAAGUGCCAAAUCCGGACGAAUGAGCAAGAAGAGUAAUUUUGGAGAUCUGCUGGAAAUAGAGGUAGAAGGAGAAGGAGAACGUCAAGGUCAGUGGUUGAGAAGGCGGAGACUGGAUGGAGCUCUGAACCGGGUUCCAAAGGACUUUUACAGCAGGGUCUGGAGUGUUCUUGAAAGGUGUCAAGGCUUGGCGAUUGAGGGUCGGUUGCUACCUCCUAACCUUACUCAGGAGAUGACAUCUGGAGAAUUGAAGUUUGCUCUAGCAGUAGAAUCAGUUUUGAAUUGUAUUCCACAACCAGAAUUCAGGCAGUUGAUUGUUGAGGCUCUAAUGGUACUUACCAUUGUGGCAGAACAUACGCAAGAUGCUCUCGGUGGGAUCAUCUCUGUCGAAAGUUUAGUCCACAAAGCCAAUCAGCUCUUUCUUGAUGAUCAGUUGAAAAUGAAUGGAGAUGCUACUCUGUGUUGUGCUAAAACACCUGGAAAGAGAGAAAUAACUCCCAGCGGGAUGUUACUCUGUGGUGGUGCAGCUCAUAUUUGUCAGCACUUUUACGAUAGUGCGCCAAGUGGGAGUUACGGUACCAUGACAUUCAUCAUGCGUGCUGUUGCCAUGCUUCUUGACUGCUUCAACCACGAUGAAGAAAUCGACUGCACAAUCUCUUAAUGUAAAUAUGAUCAUAUCAUGGAGUGGAGUUUUGCGUCAACUGAAAAACAUUAGUUUUUCCCGCUUGCUCCCAUUGAACAAUUUUUUUUGUGAUCGGACUCUGAUGUGAGAUAUUGAGUGACUUAUUAUCAGAUGCCUUAGAUUUUCAGAAGCAGGGUACAGAUAUUUUAUCAAUUUUUUUAUUCUGAGGUAAAUAUAUUUUUGAAGGUACAGAAAUUCUUAUUUUUUUUAGUUUUAGUGUAUUUCUGAUUAUUUUGUUCAAUCAUAUCGUGAUGUUUUGCCUUGAUGAUGUUAAAAAUAAAACAAGCAUCUGUAAGUAUUUAGUUUCCUCCCUCCUAAGGGUGGUUUCACAACUAUAGCUCAAACAAAUUAAUUUUUUUUACCUUAAGCAAUAAAACGUCGAGUGCCUGAAGUUUUCACUGAUAUUCACUGUGGUACAUAAAUAAAUAAAUUUAACCCUUCAUAAAUUUUAGUGUACUAUUGAUGCAUUUGAAUUUUCCAAAAUAUGGACUGUGGUCAAGCUUGUAAGUCUUACAGUUAGUCAGUUCAUCAUACCUUACAGGAGGUAAUUAAACAAAAGAAUGAAUUAGAUAGAUUGUCCCAUGCCUCAUCUCUUGCAAAACGACGUUCCUUUACAAUUUAAUGUUAUGCUUAUUAUUAGUCAAUAUUUUUCACACCAAGGAGCCAAAGAUUUUAAGCUAGUCGAUGUUGUAAAUCACCAAAAAGGCAUUAUUCUAUAAUAAAUAAUAUGUAUAUGUAAUUAAAGACCAAUUAAAAUGAAACUUAAAAUGAUCUGAAUUUGUCUGAGUUGUUCCCAUAUUGUUUACAAGUUAACUAGUUUUUAAUUUUCAAUAGUUUGUAUGAAAUUAUACUAGAGUUCUGUCUUUUAUUAGUAUGGAUGUAACAGUUUGUCAAUGAUAAUAUUGCACUCUUGUUCUGAUUUUAUGUUUAUCAAGUCACCCAUCAACAUCAAAACCAUGAAAACACUGUAACACAUUUCGCUGCCUGCAACUGGAACGAAAACAUAUUUGUCUCUUGGCGUAGUAAUCUUUUAAAUGAAAACAAAGGAAA